AGGGGCGCGAUGGCGGCGGCCGCGCCGAGAGCCGGCCUGCGCGCGUGGACCAGGGCGCGCCGCUGCUUCUCCCGAGCCGGCGGCGGCGCGGGGCUCCUGGCCGCGGGCAGGGGCCACGAGCCGGAGAGCCGGGUUUCAAGUUUCUGCCCUCCAGCACAUUCUUGCAAUGAUUGGAUUGGUCCUCCUGACAGACAUUCAAACCUCCGACCAAUAGUAUUUCAUAUUCCUAAAAAUGAAUCGCCACUGGGACGAAGACUUAGGGAAUUUAGACAGGAAACUCAAGUUUGGAACCAACAAUUCUGGGCAAGCCAGAAUGUGUCAUUCAGAAAGGGAAAAGAAGAAUUCAUUUACUCAAGACUGAAGGCUAAAGGUCUGGAAAUGAAAGAUGAAACAGGUCAAAAGGUAACAUUGAGUGCAGAAGAAAUGGCAGAUUUUUACAAGGACUUUUUAAGUAAAAAUUUUAAAAAGCACAUGUGUUAUAACAGUUGUAUGGCAGGAAUGGGCUCCUCUGAGUGUCCCCUGAAGAAAACCACUCUAUUUCAACCAGCCCCCCGCGGCUCAGCUCCAGAGAGACAAGUGCAGCCCCACAGGUGGUGGGAAGUAGAGACUGCCUGGAGCCAGAGAAUGUAUGACAAUAUGUCCACAAUGGUGUAUCUAAAGGAAGAGAAGUUGGAGAAGCUUACUCAAGAUGAAAUAAUUUCUAAAACUAAGCAGGUGAUUCAGGGACUAGAGGCACUGAAGAAUGAACACAAUUCCAUUUUGCAGAGCUUACUUGAGACAUUGAAAUGUUUGAAGAAAGAUGAUGAAACUAAUCUGGUGGAAGAAAAAUCAAACAUGAUUCGAAAGUCGCUGGAAAUGUUGGAACUUGGACUUAGCGAAGCACAGGUAAUGAUGGCCUUGUCAAAUCACUUAAACGCAGUGGAAUCAGAGAAGCAGAAAUUGCGUGCUCAGGUUCGCCGGCUAUGCCAGGAAAAUCAGUGGUUGCGUGAUGAACUAGCCAGUACUCAACAGAAAUUACAGAAGAGUGAACAGUCUGUGGCUCAGCUGGAAGAAGAAAAGAAACACUUGGAAUUCAUGAAUCAGUUAAAAAAAUAUGAUGAUGAUAUUUCUCCAUCAGAAGACAAAGACACAGAUUCUACCAAAGAACCUCUGGAUGACCUUUUCCCCAAUGAUGAAGAUGACCCAGGGCAAGGAAUUCAACAGCAGCAUAGCAGUGCUGCAGCAGCUGCUCAACAAGGUGGCUAUGAAAUUCCAGCAAGAUUAAGGACUCUUCAUAAUCUGGUUAUCCAGUAUGCUUCCCAAGGUAGAUACGAGGUUGCUGUACCCCUGUGUAAACAAGCACUUGAAGAUCUGGAGAAGACUUCAGGUCAUGAUCAUCCAGAUGUUGCCACUAUGCUAAACAUACUUGCUUUGGUGUACAGGGACCAGAACAAAUACAAAGAUGCAGCAAACCUCUUGAAUGAUGCCUUGGCUAUUCGUGAAAAGACUUUGGGCAGAGAUCAUCCAGCGGUGGCAGCUACCCUAAACAAUCUUGCAGUGCUUUAUGGUAAACGAGGAAAGUACAAGGAGGCAGAACCUUUGUGUAAGAGAGCUUUGGAGAUCAGAGAAAAGGUCCUGGGGAAGGAUCACCCAGAUGUUGCCAAACAAUUAAAUAACCUGGCCUUACUGUGUCAGAAUCAGGGUAAAUAUGAAGAGGUGGAGUACUACUAUCAAAGGGCACUUGAGAUCUACCAAACUAAACUAGGACCAGAUGACCCAAAUGUAGCAAAAACAAAGAAUAAUCUGGCAUCCUGCUAUCUGAAACAGGGAAAAUUUAAGCAAGCAGAAACUUUAUACAAAGAGAUUCUUACUCGUGCACAUGAAAGGGAAUUUGGCUCUGUAGAUGAUGAAAAUAAACCCAUCUGGAUGCAUGCUGAGGAGAGAGAAGAAUGCAAAGGAAAGCAAAAAGAUGGCUCGUCCUUUGGAGAGUAUGGUGGUUGGUACAAAGCUUGCAAAGUUGAUAGUCCAACAGUAACAACUACCUUAAAGAACCUUGGAGCACUUUACAAACGUCAAGGCAAGUUUGAAGCUGCUGAAACAUUAGAAGAGGCAGCAAUGAGGUCUCGUAAGCAGGGUCUUGACAAUGUUCACAAACAGAGAGUUGCUGAAGUGCUAAAUGACCCCGAGAACAUAGAAAAAAGGCGAAGCCGAGAAAGCCUCAAUGUCGAUGUGGUAAAGUACGAAAGUGGCCCUGAUGGAGGCGAGGAAGUGAGUAUGAGCGUAGAAUGGAAUGGGGAUGGCACUGGAUCUUUAAAACGCAGUGGUUCCUUUAGCAAGCUCCGUGCUUCAAUUAGACGCAGCAGUGAGAAGCUGGUUAGAAAGCUGAAGGGAGGAAGUUCACGAGACAGUGAACCAAAGAAUCCUGGCAUGAAGCGUGCCAGUUCUCUGAAUGUUCUUAACAUGGGUGGCAAGGCUACUGAAGAUCACUUUCAAGAACGAAAUAAUUGUCUGACAGACUCAAGAGCUCUGAGUGCCAGUCACACUGAUUUGGCACAUUGAAGUUCUUGGACAGAAACUAGCUAAAAUUUCUUUGUGAAUAAAGAAGCACUGAGACUCUCAAAGCUUUGGUUCCUUAUCAGUCUCUAUAGGAACAUCUAAUUUGUAGACUCUUUUGCAAUGGACUGCUGUUUUUACUUUUCUAAAAUAGUAGUGACAUUUUUAAACAUAGUGUUAGUGGAUAUUUUCUUCUAAAGAGAAAUGAUAUAUAUUGCUCAUUGCACUGCUGUCAUUCAUGCUACGUAUGUCGAUUUCUGUUAACAGAUCUGAAUAUCCCAGCAGCUGAAAACUGAAAAAAUAGAAAUGCAUAUAAAACAUACCAAAAUGCAAAGGAGUAUAAAGGUUCUCUAUAUUGAUAUUUGAAAAAAGAUUAAAUGAAAUGUGUAGCAGAAAAUAUAUACAGUGCUUGAAUGAGACAAGUGUCGGUUAUGUGCAUUACUGUAUAAAUUCAGAAUGGGGUAUACUGUAUUGGUGUGACUUUGCCUUGCAUGACUGAGAGUCACAAUUUCAGAUAUCUUGCCUGAAAAGUAGAGCUUAAAUAUUGGAUUCCUUAACCAGUAGAUCUAGAAAAUAAAUUUUGUAAUGGAAACACUUAGACUACCUUAACUAUAGGUGGCAUGCUUAUCAAUACCUGUAACUAUGAAAUUUCCUAUCUUAUUUAUUGAUGUAGGUCUUAAGGCCCAGUAAUCAGUGGUAAUCGUACAGUUCAUUUUGAUCAGGGGGAAAUGGCAAACGUUUUGGCCUGUAUUUUUUUUUUUUACAGUAGAUGCAUAUUGAAGCUGUGGGGUGCAACUGUCCCAGAGCAGCAGCUGCUGCUUUAAUGCAAAAUAUUAUGCCUCAGGUUGCUGACACUUUUCGUGCCUGUCCGCUGAAGUUCUUAUCCCUUAGUUCUCUUUAGGCUAAAACUACUCCAUUGUUUCUUCAUGCUUGUUUCAACUCUUGCCUCUCUCCAUAUUAGUUGAUGGCAACAGGAGCAAAUGAAGCAGGUGACUGCAUGCUAGGCUGUUAUACUGUGGAAUAGCUGCUGUGCAGAGGACCUACUUGUGAAACUCUCCACUUAAGUUUAAUAUGUUUAGGGCCUCAUCAGAAGCACUAGAUGCCCUUAUUUGGCAGACAGGUCACAUUUUUGAUCAGCCAUCCUUUUUUAAUCUGUAUACAAUUAAUAGAUAUGCUGUCUGUAUUCAGGCCUGCUGCUGGGACUAAGUAUGUAAUGUUUAAGUAUCUUGUGAACACUAACAUUUUCAGUUUGUUUUUUCUGUAAAAUAUGUGAUUUUUAAAACUCCACACUUAGAAUUUUGCAGGCAGGUGAAAACUGUUAUUUACAUGCAAGUGGAAGGAGAAGGUAAAAAUGUGCAUGUGUUUGUGAAUAUAGAGAAAUAAUUGAAAUAUACAGAACAAAAAGAUAACUAUGGGACAAGCUGGAAUACUAAGCCAAGACUAACACACAUUGAGAUAAGAUAGAGGAAGGUAAACAAUAAGUUUUGGUAUUUGAUCAGGCUGUGAAGAACUCACUAGACCGAAUACUUUUAUAACUGCUUGACCAACUUGCAUCUGGUUUUAAAGCUUAUUUUAAUGACUGAUGCAACAAGUUAUAUGUGUAAUGCACUUAUGUUUACUAUGAGGUACUUCAUUAGCAUCUCUGUAAAGAAGAAAAUUGUAUAUAUGGUAUACUUGCCAUAAAAACAGUCCAGAAAUGGAAACAAGAUGCUGCUAAUGUGUAGUGGUUUUAGCGCAGACUAGUGCAAUUCAUUGAUGAACUUGAGAACAAAUUGUUGCUCAGUUAUUUUAUAGAUGUAGACAUAAUGUGGGCUCGAAUUUUAAUUUUUUUUUAGAGAUCUUAUAUUAUUUUAAUAAAACAUCACAUAUAUGUUUGGUGGAUUCAUAGUUCUCUGCACAAAGUUUGAAGUAAACUAGCUUUGCCCGUGGAACUAAACAGCAGUUGCUGGGUGGGUAAGAUGGUAUCCAUUGCUAACUGAUGGGCAGGCCACAGGGCUACCACAACUGCUUUGUGUCAGCUGUCCCUUUUGCAAUGACUACGAAGGAUUUCUAGUGCAAAGGCCUGCCCUACAAGUCAGUCUUUGCUGGUAUAGGAGGAGAUAUCACAGUAAUAGUGGCCCAGAGGACUUUUUACAGGCCCUUUACAUCCAACGUGACUUUCACCAAUGUGAAGAGCACCUAUAAAGGUAUGACUUUGUAGAAAGGUAGCUAUUCUAACCCAAAGAUGACUUUGAGAUUAGAUAUUUGGUGCAAUCUAAGAACUUGUUUCCAAGCCUUUAUCUUUCAAAUUUGAAUUAAUGUUUUUGCAGCCUCUCAAAGAACUGGAACUUGUUGUGUAAAUAGAAAUCUGUUUAAAUAUUUAAAACUUAAUUCAGACCUGCUUAACUAUACAUUUUAUUAAAUGGUCUUUAAAAUUCAAAACUAGAGUAUGUCAGACGCUGGUGUUAGUGGAAUCUCAACUUUAGGUUUUUAAAUAGCUCAAUAAAAUAUUGUAGGUGGUACUAUUAGUACUGUGCUUACAGAUGUGACUUGCGUACUUUGUUAUUUAAAGAAAUCCUGUCAAGGAAUCAUAAGGUUAAAAUGUUGACCUACUUUUCUAUCCCACACCGCCUUCCCAAACAAAACCACUCUUUUAACAACUUGCAAAAUCUAUGUAAUUUUUCUGUGGAUUUUGGUAUCAAACUUCCUUCUGUUUAAAUGAUCCAAAAAAUUACUUUGCCAGUGUAUGCAUCUGUUUGUUUUUAAGUGGACUUCUGAGUUUACUUUUAAAUAAUCGUUGACACUUCCAUUUUAAUUUUUUUUGCUAGACUCCGUCAUGUUGUGCACCAUUUGCGAUCAGGACUGUCACUAUUUGUUCUUGAUUGAAGAUCUAAUUAAAUAUUAUGGUAAAAUUUAGCAGUGAUUCAUAAGCUCCCUUUGUAGAUGGGUGACUGAACUAGCAGUUUACUGUUUGUAAACAAUGUCCCCAGUGGUAGCAAAGUAUUUAAAACAAACUAUGGAUGAACUACGUUUGACAUUUAUUUUCAUGCUUUUGUAUUUUGUUAAGGAUGAGUGGUAGUAAUUCAAAAAGGUUUAAGCUUGAAGUAUCUAUGGUUAAUCUGUACAGUUAAAGGAUUCCAUUGACUUAAAAAACAAAAGAGAAAACCAAGCAAGGUUGUGUUAUGUAUGUACCGUUAAAAUGGGGUGUGCAUGCAGUGCUUCAUCUAAUGUAUGUUUACAGUAUUUGAUAGGUUCAAGUGUACAAUUUUGUUUUUGUCAAGUUAAGUCACUUACUUUGUCUGAAAGCUGCUAAGUGUAUGUAUUGCAUUUUAGUAAUCAGUGUCUGCCUAUAUCAAAAGAAUAAAUAUUGGAAGGAAAGCAUGAACGUGUAAAGUUUAGUUUUAUAGUACAGACUUUGCAUUAUGAUAAAAAUGUAUUUUUGUAAAUGCAUGGGUAUAAAUACUCUUUAAAAAGUAAAUGGUUAAUUUGUGAGGGGAAGUUGUGAAAGUUUACAUUUGUUUCAAAUCAUUUGUAGUCUGAGUACUUUGAAUGGAAGAGGUAAGUAGUGUGUUUUUUUUGUUUUUUUUAAAGUCGAGCUAAAUGAAAAGUUACCCUCACAUUCAUCACCCUGAGUUCAGCAGCCCUAAAAUACACCUUCUUGGUGAAAAAAUGAAGGCUUACGUGAUAGAGUGGCAAAACUCUUUAUAUCCCUGUAAUACAAUUGUUAUGACUGCUUUAAAAUAGGAAUAAUUUAAAAGAUCAUAGCUAAAAUUCAGUGGUUAACAUUCCACCUGCAUUUUAAAGCACUGAAGAUGCCUAGGACUGUAAAAGUAUGGCAGAUUAGUUCUACUUUGGUUUUGUUAAUGUAUACUAAGAACUACAUACAAUUUGAUAUAAAAAGAAUACUAAAAAUUGGUAAAAUAAUGAGGAAUCUUCAGCAUCUUGAUGUAUUCAUCAGAUACUGUCUCCAACUUAAAGCUCUAUGAAGUUUUUUAAAAUUAUGAAAAGUAUUUUCCUAUGUAACUUGGAGGCUGGUGUAACAAAAUUAACAAAUUAAGAAUGCACAGCUCAAGUUCUAUUAAAUAACUAAGGGUAUUUUGGUUUUGUUGGGUUGGGGAGGAAAAUGGAGGUUAGUAACAUCUUUUAAAGUAGAGCUCUGCUCAGAUACAAAAUUUGUAUCUACAUCUGGUCCACAGAUAUUAGCAGAUUUGCAGGGCUCUGUCUUUAAGGAUAGUAAUGGACAAAUUGGAGACAAAUUGGAGGAUUGGGCCAAAAGAAAUCUGAUGAGGUUCAAUAAGGAUAAGUGCAGGGUCCUGCACUUAGGAUGGAAGAAUCCAAUGCACUGCUACAGACUAGGGACCGAAUGGCUAGGCAGCAGUUCGGCAGAAAAGGAGCUAGGGGUGACAGUGGACGAGAAGCUGGAUAUGAGUCAGCAGUGUGCCCUUGUUGCCAAGAAGGCCAAUGGCAUUUUGGGAUGUAUAAGUAGGGGCAUAGCGAGCAGAUCGAGGGACGUGAUCGUCCCCUUCUAUUCGACAUUGGUGAGGCCUCAUCUGGAGUACUGUGUCCAGUUUUGGGCCCCACACUACAAGAAGGAUGUGGAUAAAUUGGAAAGAGUCCAGCGAAGGGCAACAAAAAUGAUUAGGGGUCUGGAACACAUGACUUAUGAGGAGAGGCUGAGGGAACUGGGAUUGUUUAGUCUGCAGAAGAGAAGAAUCGGGAGAUUUGAUAGCUGCUUUCAACUACCUGAGAGGUGGUUCCAGAGAGGAUGGUUCUAGACUAUUCUCAGUGGUAGAAGAGGACAGGACAAGGAGUCUCAAGUUGCAGUGGGGGAGGUUUAGGUUGGAUGUUAGGAAAAACUUUUUCACUAGGAGGGUGAUGAAACACUGGAAUGCGUUACCUAGGGAAGUGGUAGAAUCUCCUUCCUUAGAAGUUUUUAAGGUCAGGCUUGACAAAGCCCUGGCUGGGAUGAUUUAAUUGGGGAUUGGUCCUGCUUUGAGCAGGGGGUUGGACUAGAUGAUCUCCUGAGGUCCCUUCCAACCCUGAUAUUCUAUGAUUCUAAUGUCACCUUUCCCUUUAAGUCCAAGUAAAAAAAAAUCUGUGGAUUUAGAUUACAAACGUUAGUUUUAAAACCUUCAAAGACUGGUUUUGAGGGUGCUUGUGUUGAUCUUAGCUCUCAAAUACUGUACAGUAUAUUUCCAACUGUUGAAGGAGAAACAGAACCCUGAAUUCCUUUCUUGAAGGGUAAGAACUGAAAAGCUUCAAAAUAAAACAAAACCUUAAUCAUAACAAAUAUCAGUAAAUCACUGUGAUUUAAAUGCAGAACUUGUCAUGAAGUUAAAGGUUAGGCUUUUUAACUAGAUCUGUUGUGUUAACACUUUAGUUCCGUAAAUGCACUUUUUUAUACACCAGUGUCUUUACAGUGCACAGAAUAACUGUCCUACCAUUCUAAUUUUCAACAGCAAUCUGGUUCCAGAAGCAUAUCAUGUUACCACUGAAUGUCUCUUUACAUUGUAUCUGUUACAGAGCUAUGGUUUGAUUUGAUGUUUAUUUUCAAAGUGCAAAAAUAAAAUAUUUAAAUGUAAUCUUACAAUAAUUCUAUGUAAAAUAAAGAUGGGUGUAUUUAUGCAUUUUAGAAUGUAAAUCUUUCAUGUAAAAACAACUUAGUCAUGUAUUUUUCCUGUACAGAAGCAAACCUCAGUUGUGAAACCCAAAGAUUAAUAAAGCUAUAAUAAGGGACAGUUCCUAAAUAAAAUGCAUUUAUUACAUAAAAGAAAAAACUUCUGGAACAGCUGUGACUUACAAUGGAGAGUUACAGUAUGUUCCUGUAUUGCUGAUAAUACUCUGCUGAAAAAUAAGGAACACCCACAAAAUAAAUACUUAGCACUGUAUACAGAUCUGCUUUUCAUGGGUUUUACACCACCUAACUUGUAUUGAAUUAAAGUGUAGUUCAUAAAUGCAAUUUUAAGAUAUGUGAACCCUCUAUACAGCUAUAGCUGAUGAAAUAAAAUACAGUAAAAAAUUCUCUUAAA
Molecule: messenger RNA, 8540 nt
Organism: Caretta caretta (loggerhead turtle)
Lineage: Eukaryota; Metazoa; Chordata; Testudines; Cheloniidae
Product: kinesin light chain 1
Biological process (GO): microtubule-based movement; intrinsic apoptotic signaling pathway
Cellular component (GO): kinesin complex; cytoplasm
Molecular function (GO): kinesin binding
Source: RefSeq, a predicted model, not a curated record